CCCUUGGAGUGUCUCUUCACGAAGAACAAGAGGAGGUUAUUCACACAGUAAACGCUGGGCUGUAAUCUUCACGUGUAUGAGCGUACAAGCGGUUCAUAUUGAAGUCAUAGAAUCCCUUGACACAUCCAGCUUCAUCAACGCGCUAAGGCGCUUUCUUGCUGUGCGCGGUCCUGUCAAUCACAUCCGCUCAGACCGUGGCACCAACUUUGUUGGCGCCUGCAAGGAGUUGAAGAUACCCUCAAACAUUGACAACACAACUGUGAAGACUUACCUGUCAGGCCAAGGUUGCUCUUGGACCUUUAACCCUCCGCACGCCUCCCAUUUUGGCGGUACAUGGGAAAGAAUGAUUGGUCUUGCAAGGAGAAUCUUGGACUCCAUGUUCCUUCAGCUGAAGGACAAACUUACCCAUGAGGUGAAUGUCCUUUCUGCUCCUACUGGAGAGUUUGGAGUUUCAGAUCUCUACAAGCGCCAGUGGCGGCAGGUCCAGCACCUGUCCAACACCUUCUGGGACAGAUGGCGAAAGCAAUUCCUCCCAACACUACAGGCACGCAAGAAGUGGCAGUCCACUCAUCUGAACAUCAACCCAGGAAGUGUUGUUCUCCUCAAGGAUAGCCAAGUACCAAGAAAUGAAUGGCCUCUUGGACUGGUAACACAGACCUUCCCCAGCGAAGACGGGAAGGUGCGAAAGGUCGAGAUCAAGGUCACACGAACAGGAGUGACUAAAAUCUUUCUUAGGCCUGUUUCUGAGAUAGUGCUUCUUCUCCCCCCAGAGGCCCAGUGAAGUGAACUGUCUAGGAUUUAUUGAGUGGCGUGUAUUCACGCCAGGCGGGGAGUGUUUUGUUACAAUUGUCAAAUCAGUAAGUUAUAUGUUUAUUUUGAAACAGGACGUUUUAUUUUGAAACAGGAAAUGUCUUGUAACUUGUUAGGGGACUUGUAAUCAGGAAGUGAAGGAAGAG
This is a messenger RNA of Cyclopterus lumpus (lumpfish), 956 nucleotides long. RefSeq lists its product as uncharacterized. The record is from RefSeq and is a predicted model, not a curated record. The transcript is spliced from 2 exons. NCBI's taxonomy places the organism in Eukaryota, Metazoa, Chordata, Actinopteri, Perciformes, Cyclopteridae. Gene Ontology annotation, molecular function: nucleic acid binding. The coding region runs from base 77 to 781 and encodes 234 amino acids.